AAUGGCGGAAGGUUUGUUUAAACUUUUGUCAUGGGUCCUGUGUUUAGGACUAAUCGCAGGGAUACAUUGUUUUCAAUGUCCCAAUAAUCCUGAGAAUGGCUAUUGGGAUAAGGAUUCGUAUAGAGAGCGGUGUAUUUUGAGAUGUUUCGAUGGUUUUGAACCGUCAGACUGCCAUGUUCUCCGACCUGUACGUGGUGGACGAGAAUGGAACCGUGGAAUUCCGGAUUGCCAGGAAGCGAGCACGGUAUCCGGAAAAACCAUCCUUGCUGUGGGGGUCGGGACAGCAGCGGCUGUGGUGGGCGUUCCAGCGGUUUUGGCUGGGGCAGGUUUUACGGCGGCCGGGGUAGCGGCUGGAAGCUUGGCCGCCUGGCUCCAGACUCCAUUCACAGCCGCCGGUGGUUGGUUCGCUGCCUCACAGAGUGCGGGUGUACUGGGAGCUGCCGCCUCCACUAAGGCGGGUGUGGGGACCUUUACAGGAUUGGUUACACAUUACUUCUCCUCUGGAAAUUGUGAAAAGGAAUAGUUCCGAUAAUUGUUGUAAAACGCUCAACAUUUUAUGUCUCGUAAAAAAAAAAAAUGUACGUUUAAUUUCUUUUCUUUUCUUUUUUUCUAAAAUUGAUAGUGAAGUUUCAUAAUAUAUCUAAAUGUAAGACUAAAUAAAUUCCUUGUUUAAUAAAGUUAUAUUAUAUAAGGUAUGAUAUGGAAGACUCGGAAAAAUGUUGACAUGCUAUAAUAUAUGUGACUGAUAGUCACACAUGAAGAUUUAUUUAUCUUUAAUAUGAGGUGUCCAAAGGAAAAAAAUACUGAUAUUCUGGUAAAUCAUGGUUAUUAAAUAAAACAAUUUUUUGGUUGUUA
Molecule: messenger RNA, 855 nt
Organism: Saccostrea echinata
Lineage: Eukaryota; Metazoa; Mollusca; Bivalvia; Ostreida; Ostreidae
Product: interferon alpha-inducible protein 27-like protein 2B
Exons: 4
Coding region: 2-523 (173 amino acids)
Biological process (GO): apoptotic signaling pathway
Cellular component (GO): mitochondrion; membrane
Source: RefSeq, a predicted model, not a curated record